CUUUAAUUUCCCUUUUCAGACAGUCUCUGAUCGUCUUCGGCCGUACGGUCUGGUCUCUCCACUGUAUCUUCCUCAUUAUUUUGAUUGAGCGGAGACAGUCCAAUUGAGAUUCUCACUUACUGAGUUAUGAUCUCGACAGGAAUAUCUACAGAUCUUUACCUCCAUCCUAGAGCUUUGGCUUCCUCCAUAAUCUACAAAUCUGGUUUAAGCAAUCGAAAGGUGUCUUUUUUAAGGAUUGGGUAUGCUCAGAAGAGGAGGUUUAGUUGUAGUUUAUCCAACGCGGAGAAUGUAGCAGCUUCUAAGGAUGAUGGAAGAGGAAAGGAUACAGCUUUGGUUAAGAUGUGCGGUAUCACAUCAGCCAGAGAUGCUGCUAUGGCGGUUGAAGCUGGUGCUGAUUUCAUCGGGAUGAUCAUUUGGCCGCAUUCGAAACGUUCCAUUUCUCUAUCUGUUGCGAAGGAUAUCUCCAGAGUGGCGAGAGAAGGUGGGGCCAAACCUGUUGGUGUUUUUGUUGAGGAUGAUGAGGGGACGAUACUGAGGGCAGCUGAUGCCGCGGACCUUGAACUUGUUCAGCUUCAUGGUAAUGCCUCUCGCGCUGCUUUUGCGGGAUUAGUGCGGCAGAGGAGAGUCAUAUAUGUUCUUAAUGCAAGUGAGGACGGAAAGCUACUGAAUGAAGUUCCUGAGGAUUGUCAUCUCGCUGAUUGGAUUCUCGUGGAUAGUGCAACGGGUGGGAGUGGGAAAGGAUUUAACUGGGCUCAGUUCAAGUUACCUUCCAUCAGAAGCAAAAAUGGGUGGCUUUUAGCUGGAGGAAUCAAUCCCACAAACGUUUCAGAAGCUCUGUCUAUCCUUCAACCUGAUGGAAUUGAUGUUAGCAGUGGUAUCUGCGGUCCAGACGGCAUCCAGAAAGAUCAGUCUAAGAUAAGUUCCUUCAUUACUGCUGUUCGCUCUGUGCAGUAUUAAUGUCUAGCGACAAAGCUAGUGCCUAUAGGUUCUAGCAUCAACCUGUUGUUUCCUUGUCAUUGUGUUUGUAACUGUAACUGGCUGAUAAAAAUAGUGCCCUUCUUUUUCAUCAGUAAUAGAUUUGAGUUAUAAUAAGUGUUGUGUUGGCUAUGAUAUUCAUGUUUGGUUGGGCUCUCAAGAACAAGAUCCUGUUAUGAAAUAUAUGAUAUAUCCAUCUGA
Molecule: messenger RNA, 1176 nt
Organism: Brassica oleracea var. oleracea
Lineage: Eukaryota; Viridiplantae; Streptophyta; Magnoliopsida; Brassicales; Brassicaceae
Product: N-(5'-phosphoribosyl)anthranilate isomerase 1, chloroplastic-like
Exons: 5
Coding region: 127-957 (276 amino acids)
Biological process (GO): L-tryptophan biosynthetic process
Molecular function (GO): phosphoribosylanthranilate isomerase activity
Source: RefSeq, a predicted model, not a curated record